This is a messenger RNA of Acanthosepion pharaonis, 1677 nucleotides long. The record is from the annotation of a GenBank genome assembly. Lineage: Eukaryota; Metazoa; Mollusca; Cephalopoda; Sepiida; Sepiidae.
AUGAACAUAAACAUUGGCGCGGUUUCGUUUCUUUCUUUAUUCAGCGAGUUUUCCACUUCGGCGUCACUUGCUCAGUCACGCACUCAUUCAUUCAUAGGGUCAUAUAUUCAUUCUUUCAUUCAUUCACUCGUUUAUUCACUCACUCAUCCAUUCAUUCACACAUUUAUUCACUCAUACAUUAAUUCACUCAUUCAUUCACUGAUUCAUUCAUUCAUUCACGCACUCAUUCAUUCAUUGACUCAUUCAUUCAUUCAUUCAUUCACUCAUUCAUUCAUUCAUUCACUCACUCAUUCAUUCAUUCACUCAUUAAUUCACUCAUUCAUUCAUUCACUUAUUCAUUCACUCAUUCAUUCAUUUAUUCACUCAUUCAUUCAUUCACUCACUCAUUCAUUCAUUCUCUCACUCAUUCAUUUAUUCACUCGAUCAUUCAUUCACUCAUUCAUUCAUUCACUCACUCAUUCAUUCAUUCAUUCACUCAUUCAUUUCUUCUAUCGCAUAUUCUUCUUUCUUUUCUUUAUCCUUUUUAUUCAUUCAUUCACUCAUUCAUUCAUUCUCUUACUCAUUCAUUCAUUCACUCAUUCAUUCAUUCACUCAUUCAUUUCUUUUAUCGCAUAUCCAUUUUUUUCCUUUAUCCUUUGUUUUUUGUUUCUUCUUUCCUGUUUUCUAAUUUUAAUUAUCUUCAUCCAUCCAUUUUCUUUCUACCAUUUCUUUGUUUCUUUUUUCAUAGUAGGUAAUUUCAUUCUCUUUCUCAAUUUAUUUACCUUGCCACGUUUUUCACUUUUUUCCUUUCUUUCCUUCUACAUACUUUUUUGUUUUCUUUAUUUCAUUCGUCAUAUUUUCUUUCUUUCCUUCUUUUUUUUUCAUUCACUAUUUCUGGCAUUUUAUUCUUUCUUUUGCAAUUUUACUUUCGCUCAAUUUUCUAUUUUUCGUCUUUUUUUUUUUUCGUUUACUCAAUAUUUUCAUUCACACUCUGUUCUUCCUUUCGCUAUAUAUUUCAUUCUUUCUUUCUUUCACCCUCUAUUAUCUAUUUCUUGCUUUUGUUCCUUUACUUGUUUUGCAUCUUCUUUACUUUCAAUAAUCUUAUAUUUUAUUCUUUCAUAUUUUAUCUUUCUUUCUUUCUCUCUUUCACUCACUAUUUUUAUUUUGCUCUCUAUUCUUUCAAUCUUUCGUUUGCAUCGCCCAUUCCUUAAAUUUCUCCCAUUUUAUACUUUCAUUCGUUCUUUCUUCAUUUAUUUUUUCUUUCUUUCGUUCUUCAAAUCCUCUCGUUUAAGCUGUCAUCCGAGCUGUUGUUUGAGCUGUCUUCUUAUUUUAUCUGAAUUAUCAGACGCCUUUUUCUCUUCGUUUUUUAAUAAGCGAAAACUUCUUCUUCUUCAUUCUCCUCCUUCUUCUUUUUCUUCUUCUCCUUCAUUGAUUUUCUACGAGAACUUCUUCUUCAUUCUCCUUCUUCUUCUUUUUUCUUCUUCUCCUUCUUUGAUUUUCUCGCUUCUUAUUUUAUCUGAAUUAUCAGACGACUUUUUCUCUUCACAUCGAGACAUUUUUAACUCUCUCUCUCUCUCUUUAUCUCUCUCCCUCUAUCUAUCUAUCUAUCUAUCUAUCUAUCUCUUCCCUUGUCUCCCUACCUAUUUAUCUAUCUCUACCUUUCUCUCUAUAUACGUCUCUUUUAGGGUAGGUCCGUAA